AUGGCCUCUCGAAGCAGUACCUCCUCUCCAGAUCCUUUGGGAUACCCAGGCGACCCGGAAUACCUCCUCUCGUCCGCCAAAAAGCCGUUCCCUCAACGAAUCAUGUCACCGCAAAAGGGCGUAACCCCACGACGGGGGCGGCCACCGCUACACCGGAAGAGCUACCAGUCUCCAAAGAAGAGCGCGAAGAAAAACAGUCAAACAAUACGAUUAGAAGAUAUUAUACUGCCCUCCACACCAUCGGGAAAUUCGAAAGCCACGCGUUUUGACCGGAGGUCGCUGUCCCCUACCAAGGCUAUCUUGCAGUCAGACGGAAAUAUCAGUCCAUGGCGUAUACGGGUCACAGUUGAAGCUGAACAAGAAGACGAAGAAGACGGGGCUCGUACUACGAAGCAAAAGCGACUCGGGCCCUGGGUCGAUGGUAAAACAGUGAAAGUCCCUUUAAAGGGAACUUCAUCGACCGAACCAACACCGAAGAGGCGCCGGCGACGAAAGAGCAGGACUGAGAUUGCAGAAAGACCUCCUACUCCAGGGCGUAAAAAGGGCGAUACAUCUAUAGAAGCCGCCUCAGUUGCAGUUGAGAAUGGACAAGCUACUGAGGCCCAAGAGAGCGCAGAGAUGGUAGAAGAUGUUAUGCCAAGCGUGGAGGAUAAUGCCUUUCAACAAGAUUUAGACGAGCCGACUCAGGAUUUUGGAGAUGUUUUCUUGGACCUAGCAGCCGAUGGAGAUAUGGAUGACGGUGACGAUGGUGACGGUGACAGUUUUAUGGGAGAUCAUGUUGAAAUGCUGGACCCUAGGCCACCGCAGCUUUCAGCAAAUGAAACUGGAAUCACAUCGUUAGACAAAAGGAAAGAUCUGAUGUCGCUGGAAAAUCCCAAGAUCUCUGCUACUCAGACGGCUCCAUCUUCUGUCAACGUCACAAACGCUGGUCGUACACCUCGGCUCAAACGAAUAUAUCCAACACCAACCUCAUCUUCUUUGAUAGACGAAACGCUAGAAAAACCUACAACCCAUGCUGCCAGAACAGAUCCAACAGAUGAACAUCGUGAGUUUGACUCAAUUAUGGAAAGCGAGGGAUUCAGCAUGGUCUCGCUCAAUACCUUACCCUCAGCCAGACAGCGACUACGCCAAAUAGUUGAAAACCAGGCCAGCCGAACGAGGACACCAAAAUCCCAUGCAACACCCCGGACAAUGCAGCAAAUUUCCCCGAAACCUACCUCGACGGCUGAGUUAUCGCCUAACAUUCCCGCUACCCAGUCAUCUUCUAAACGUCCGCAUAGCCAAUUAUACGAAGCUAUCUCCUCCCUCCAACAAUCAUCACCAAGAGAUAUGACCUCUAGACUUCAUCGCACCCCACGGCUCAACCAUCCCCGUUCAAUAGCUCAACCUCCCCCUGCCCCUGCUCCUGCACCUGAAAUUAUACCCCCUAAAAGGCGUCCCUUGGCUCGAUUAUGUCGCGUAAUACGGGCUGGAAUUGCUCUCCAUGGCCUUCUAGAUCGCAGGCGACAAAGUGGUAACCUCCAAACUCCAUUCUCAAGCCCGAACACAGACACUGCCGACGAUAUGGCGGCCACACGGCGGAGGCUAGACAAUCUAUUCCAAGAUUUCAACAUGGAGACUAGGAGAGAGCUACGUGCAGGGUUACGGUUUGGAGAGCAGCUUGCGAAAAGACUCCGUCAACCGAACAGAAAGCAGCGAGAGCUACCCGUAACACGGGAGAGCACUAGGCUGCAGGAGAUAAUAUCUAUGCGGCCAAGCCAAAACGUGGUUUACCCGGAGUUAGGUGGCGCAUCUCAAGGAUUCGAGCCAGCGCCAACGUCUGCCCCUGAAAAUCAGGAAAAAGAGAUUACAGAAGGCCCACGCCAGGAGACUUACCUAGCAGAAGAAAACCCAGAGGAUAGUUCAAUGGACUCAUUGAUGGCCAGGCGUGAAGCUGAAUGGCGCCGCGAAAGGGAAGCUAUUAGCCGACAGAUCGAAAUGGCCAAUGAGAGCCAAGUCAUUGUUAUUGAUAGUGAUGAAGGAGAGAGGCAGCGUGUGGCUGACACGGGGGCGGUGAACAGUCGCACGCAGAGCAAUCCUGAGCAGCGAGAUGAACAAGUCCUGGCUGACAGUCAAGGUAUAGGGGAAGAGGAAGCGGAGGCUGAUUACGGGGAUGAGACUGACAUUUGGCAGCAAGCGGCUCGUGAGCCCAAAGCCCAAGCCAAUUCCCCAUCGUUAUCUGAUACUGCGCGCAAAGAACUACCUCAACCGCGCAGGCUUGGCUUCCCAAGUCCUCGGGCUGGGACGGAAGAAGAGGUUUAUAGCGCAACGGACGAUUAUGAAAGUGUCCCUCUUCCAGACCUCUCCGGCGGCGGAGACGCUUUUCCCAAAUUGGCUGUUGGUAAGUCGAAGAUGGAUCAGUACAGGGAUACGGAUGCAUCCCUGUCGCCAUUACUCGGGACUCCAGACAGCGCCACGAUUCGAUUCUAUGAGGGGAAUUUCAAGCGGUCAAGUAUGGGAAAUCCACAGCAUCACCAUCCGCGGGAAACUUUAGAGACUGUACCUCGACAUAAUAGCCGUGGACCUGAAGAGGCAGCAGGAUCACGAAACAAGCACACCAAAACGGACCAAGAGAAAUUCAAUCCAGAAGAGGAUAGAGAAAAUAUUAGCCAACCCUUAUAUACCCAGUCUGAAGGACAAGCCAGCAACGCUCCAGUGCUGCCGCGCGACCGGGACGAUGUAUUACAGGGCGCGAAUGUCGUUCAGGAAGAAGCUCUUUCUGAAAGCGAUGUCUACGUGGAAGUGCGCGAAGAAGAGGGGUCGGAAAAUGAAAUUGCUGAAAGUGACAUCACUAGCCCUUCAAUCCCAGACCCCCCGGAGCAGACAUCCACGGUGACAUGGUUUAACAAAUUGACCAGCAACCUUGCACCAGCAUGGCUAACCAGCACCCCUGCUCCCACAAAAUCUUCGAAACACAGGCCUACCGGAAAACCCCAGCAAGACGUUGGCUCGAUUUCUAAUUCUGAGAUUGCUGCCCCUGCUACACAGCCUCCGGCCAGGAGCCAGAGUCAGGGUCGUGCGAAAGGCAAAAAUCCAGAAAGACACACAUUUGUCAAACCACUCGCGAUUUCAGGGUACUUUACUGACGAUCACUAUGUGGAACUUCGCGAAAUCUAUCGAGAAGCGAAGAUGCGACCAGAGAAGUUCAAGUACUAUCCCACAAAUGACCGGGAUGAGAUGGUUGGCCAGUGGAUGUGGUCUGCAGACGGCCAGCACCGUCGUCAGGUCACAGAGAUCCAGCUGAUGAUUGUUGAACGAUUUCGCCAGAAUUUAAUUGCAGAUGAUCUCCGACAUGGAGGCGAUGGAAAGAUGGAAUGGAGUGAAGAAGAUAUCCUAUGGAGGUUAUUCAGUAUCAUCGUUGGAGAGCAGAUACGGAGGCAGAGAAAGGAGCAACAACCGCACCUCCAGCUGCACCAUUGA
This is a messenger RNA of Nannizzia gypsea CBS 118893, 3459 nucleotides long. RefSeq lists its product as hypothetical. The transcript has a single exon. Bases 1 to 3459 code for a protein of 1152 amino acids. NCBI's taxonomy places the organism in Eukaryota, Fungi, Ascomycota, Eurotiomycetes, Onygenales, Arthrodermataceae. The record is from RefSeq and is a predicted model, not a curated record.